GCUCCAGCGUCCACCGCGGCCACGAUGCGGCUUGCGACAGAGGAGCGAUACAGCGCGGUGGCAGACGCAGCGCACGGCGGCGACGGCACGGCGCAGCACACCCUCGGCCUAUUGCACUACUCCGGCGUCGGAGGUGCGCAGAGGGACGAGCGUGAGUCCGCCUACUGGCACGCUGCAGCCGCCGUCGCGGGCAACGUCGAGGCGCUCGCCACGCUGGGCGGCUGCGUGCGGCGAGGCGUCGGAGCCGAGCUCGACGAGGCGGCCGGCCUCGACAUCAUCACUGCAUGUGCGGCAGCUGGCUCGCCCGUCGGACUGGUCAAGCUGGGCGUCUGCCACGAGGACGGCGAUCUGCCCCGCAAGCCCGCUGAUGCGCAGCGAGCAGCCGCCCUCUUCGAGUCCGCAGCUUCGGUGUGGGUCGGAGGCGAGCCACCGAGCGAGAGCGAGUCGGAGAGCGAGGCGUCUCCUCCGCCGCGCCGCAGAUCGGCACUCGCCCUCUUCCAGCACGGCUUUGCUCAGUUUACGGCAUCGGCACGCGGCGGGACGUCGAGGCGGGCGCUGCGGCGUGGCUCUCUGCGGCGAAGCUGGCCCCGGACGACGGUGCGGAGGAGGCAGCGUGGGGCCUCUACUCCGAGCAGGACGCCAGCCCAGCCGUGCAGCCGCGAGGCCGGGGCUGUAGGAGAGCUCUUCACCCGUCCCCGCCCCUCCGAGCAGGGAAGCCUCUCGCCGGCGCUGCGCCGGCGCGUCCACCCCGACCGCUGCUUGCGCCUCUCCGCCGCCCUCGAAUACGCUCCUGCUGUCGCUGAGCUUGCGCGCCGCGGCGAGCGGACGGGUCAGCGCG
Molecule: messenger RNA, 838 nt
Organism: Emiliania huxleyi CCMP1516
Lineage: Eukaryota; Haptophyta; Isochrysidales; Noelaerhabdaceae
Exons: 4
Molecular function (GO): protein binding
Source: RefSeq, a predicted model, not a curated record